Molecule: messenger RNA, 3248 nt
Organism: Brassica napus (rape)
Lineage: Eukaryota; Viridiplantae; Streptophyta; Magnoliopsida; Brassicales; Brassicaceae
Product: probable glycosyltransferase At3g42180
Exons: 4
Coding region: 1-1455 (484 amino acids)
Molecular function (GO): glycosyltransferase activity
Source: RefSeq, a predicted model, not a curated record
AUGUUUAGAAGGCAACUGAAAGUGGACACAAGAAGCAUUUACAAAAACAUACAAAAAAUGCCUAACGGUUCUUCAAAGGGUUAUUGCUUGUUAGGGUUUCCGUUCGGGGUUCUUCUUUUCCUCGUCUUUUCCUCUUUCCCUAUGAAUGAAUCUCCACAUCAACAGUUCUUUUCUUCACUUACUCUGUCGUCCUCUCUUCUUGACCACACGAACGCAUUACAAUCCUCAUCUUCAACUUCUUCUUUAUCAAACUCUCCUACCAUUUCGAUAAAGAAAAGGAGCAAUCUUGAGAGAAGAGAAGAAGAGUUGAGGAAAGCAAGAGUUGCAAUCAGAAGAGCCGUCAAGCUUAAGAAUUACACGUCCAACGAAGACAUGACUUACAUCCCCACAGGCCAAAUUUACAGAAACUCAUUUGCCUUUCAUCAGAGUCAUAUAGAAAUGAUGAAAAGGUUCAAAGUAUGGUCGUACAAAGAAGGAGACCAGCCACUGGUUCAUGAUGGACCGGUGAACGAUAUCUAUGGAAUCGAGGGACAAUUCAUCGACGAGCUAGAAAAUGUGAUGGGCGCCCGGUUUAGGGCUUCCCAACCAGAGGAAGCUCAUGCCUUCUUCUUGCCUUUCUCCGUUGCCAACAUUGUCCACUACAUUUACAAACCUAUCACGUCACCUGCCGAUUUUAACAGGGCUCGUCUCCACCGAAUUUUUAAUGACUAUGUAGACGUUGUGGCUCGCAAGUACCCUUUGUGGAACCAAAGCAAUGGUGCUGAUCAUUUUAUGGUUUCCUGCCAUGACUGGGCUCCUGACGUGCCAGGUAGUAAACCAGAGUUUUUCAAGGACUUUAUAAGGGGACUUUGCAACGCCAACACAUCGGAAGGUUUCAAACCGAACAUCGAUUUCUCUAUACCUGAGAUUAACAUUCCUAAAGGGAAGCUAAAACCACCGUUCAUGGGCCAAAACCCUGAGAAUAGGACGAUCUUGGCUUUCUUCGCAGGAAGAGCUCAUGGAUAUAUACGGGAAAUCUUGUUCAGUUACUGGAAAGGUAAGGAUAAAGACAUUCAAGUGUACGACAACCUCACAAAGGGACAAAACUAUCACGAAUUGAUUGGUCAUAGCAAGUUUUGUCUUUGUCCUAGUGGCUACGAAGUGGCUAGCCCAAGAGAAGUAGAAGCCAUCUACUCAGGAUGUGUCCCUGUUGUGAUAUCUGAUAACUACUCGCUUCCUUUCAACGAUGUGCUUGAUUGGAGCAAGUUUUCGGUUGCGAUUCCAGUCAAACAAAUUUCUGAAAUCAAGAAAAUAUUGCAGGAGAUUCCACAUGACAAGUAUUUACAGAUGCAUAAAAAUGUUAUGAAGGUUAGAAGACAUUUUAUGGUGAAUCGUCCGGCUCAACCGUUUGAUGUCUUCCACAUGAUACUUCAUUCUGUUUGGUUAAGGAGGCUUAACAUUAAGUUGCCUUCUUGAUUUAAAUCCUUUUCACUAUUUAAAAGCUUUUAGCUGCAACAAAAAAAAGAAACUGUUGUAGAAUUACAUUUCCUUUAAUCCUCUAACCUAUCAAUUACAAUCUGGACACUAUUUAUACCAUAAUCUACAUAUUCACUAGGUUCUUCUAACUUAUCAGUAGUAUGAAAUUCGCUAGUAAUACCAUAUAUGUUUGUUCUCCAAAAAUAUACCAAAUCUUGUAACCCCACGUAAACACUCAUACAUAAAUGUUUGGAAAGACAACUUUUUCAUACCUCAACACUUCUAAAAGUUCAGUUUAUACCUAAACUGAUAAGUCGGUCUACACAUACCUAAACUUCUUAUUUUUUAUUACAUACUCACACUUCAAUUUUUUGAUUAAUUCCUACAAUGACCAAAACCUCUAGCUUUGUACAUUCUAGUUUGUGAGAAAUAUAUAUUGUACUUUGAUAUAAUAUUUUGUGAGAAAAAAUAUAUUUUGUCUUUGAUAUAUAAUAAUUAAUACUAAUAAACAUAGUAUUAGCUCGUAUAUGACAUGUUUUUUUUAAUGAAUGUUAAAUUUAUUCAAAGAAAAAUACUUUUGUACAAAUGACUGUAACUGUAGCUGAAUUGUUUGCUAAAGAAGAUAAACAAUAAUCUCAAGAAUCAUCUAACUAAGAACCAUGUUUCCAUGGCCUUUGUGUGUUUUCGAUCCCCCAUGAGUCUCAGACUUGAAAUUCGGUUUCUGACUAAUUUGUCAAUGCACCGAAUCAAAGCAGCAGGACUGUUUGGGGUUUCACCAUGUCUUCUUCCGUACCUCUCUUUCCAGAUGGUAGAGAGUGCUGCUUGAAACACAUAUCUGAUUAGAAAGAGCCGAGUCUUGUUCCUGGUCUGCUUUGUUAGGAGCCGAAUGAUCUCUCUCCAUUCAGUUGUGUAAUCCAAAGAUAGGAGCUUAUGAGUAAGGCUCUUCCAAACUUCCUCCAAGAAUUUACAGUUGAAAAACAGAUGGUCUCGUGUUUCAAUUAGGUCAGGACAGAGACUGCAGGCUGUUGAAACUCCCGUGUGCCAUAGGGAAAUUCUAUCUCCUGUGGGUAAUCUGUUCAAAAGCGCAACCCAAGCUGUGAAAGAGUAUCAAGGGGUAUUGUAGGGGAACCAAAUCCCGCGAUACCAAUAAACCUUUGUGCGUGCUGGCCGAAUUAGCUUCCAAGUAUCAUUGGAGCUGAACUCUGUUUUAUAUGUAUCAUCCCCUGUUUUCCAAAGCCUCACAUCCUCACUCUGAGUCAAACCUCUAGUGCGAACAGAUAGAAUCUCUUCUUCAAUUACGUUAAACACGUUUUCCCUAUGCCUUCGUCUACGGUGAGACAACACUACCUUCUCCACUGUGUCAUUCAGUCUGAUUCCCAUAUCAAUUGUUCCACGACCAUUGGUUUUGUCUAUUAGUCUGCCAUGAGAAGACCAAGUAUCGAACCAGAAGUAAGUAGAGCGACCAUUGUUAACGUCUACUCUCGUAAGAGUAGCUACCUUGUCUCUGUACUUUAAAAAAAAUUUCCACAUCCAAGACACGAGAGAGCUUCUUUCCUUGACUGACCAGAAAGAGUUCUUGCGUAUCAGAUAUCCGUUUAUCCACUUGACCCAUAAUGAUGAAGGAGAUGAGAUGAUUCGCCAUACUAAUUUUAAACACGCAACAUCAUUGGCUUCCUUGAUUGACCGCAGACCCAAGCCUCCCUCCUCUUUGGGUUUAGAGCAAUCCUUCCAUGAAACCUUAGCUUUGUUUGUAUUUAACUCCGGGCCAGACCAUAAAAAAGCUGCACAUAGAC